AUGGCGUUGCGGGGAGCCGCGGGGCCCUCGCUGCCGGCGCAGCCCGACCGAGCGGAGCCCUGCGGGGACUUCGGGCCGGGUGAGGAAGGGGUCCGGGGCAGGAGGGCAUUUCGGCUCUUGUGAGGUUUUAGACGCAGUGAGCGGGGAAGGCUGGCUUGGACGAGGCGUCUCAAAACACCUGGAUAAGAAUACUGUAUAUUAGUGUAUCUUGUAUAUAUAAGAAUAUAUAUAUUCUAGUAUAUAUUUAAAUAUUUAAUAUUUAAAUAUUAUAUAUGUGUAUGUGUGUGUGAUGUACGUAUAAGUAUAUAUAUUAUCGUAUGUCUGUGUGUGUGUGUAUAUAUUUAAAUAUUUAAUAUUUAAAUAUUAUAUAUGUGUGUGUGUGUGUGAUGUACGUAUAAGUAUAUAUAUUAUCGUAUGUCUGUGUGUGUGUGUGUAGAGAGAGAGAGUGGUACCUCUGGUUACGUACUUAAUUCAUUCUGGAGGUCUGUUCUUAACCUGAAACUUUUCUUAACCUGAAGCACUACUUUAGCUAAUGGAGCCUCCUCCUGCUGCUGCUGCACCGCCAGAGCACGAUUUCUGUUCUCAUCCUGAAGCAAAGUUCUUAACCCGAAGCAGUAUUUCUGGGUUAGCGGAGUCUGUAACCUGAAGCGUAUGUAACCCGAAGUACCACUAUAUGUGUGUGUGUGUGUGUGUGUGUGUGUGUAUAUAUAUAUAUAAACACUCCGCCUUUUUUCCUGACAGGGUUCAAGGCAGUUUACAGGUUAAAAAAAACCAAGAAUCACGAAUGCAAUACUACUAAGUGCAAUAUUACUAUAAUAAUUCUACCAAUGUUUAAUGUUUUGUUAAAGGUUGUUGCCCUCCGCCCCACCCCCAGUUUUUUGUUUUUUUUAGCUGUUCUUAUUUUCAAUCUGUAAGCCCAGGUUUUGAGGAAGAUGCAUUUUUGCAUUGCUUAGCAAAUUAUUACUUGAUGCUUAAUUGUUUAUUAUAAUCCUCUGAAGUAAACCAUUAAUACCAGGAGUCUUACACUUUUUCACUAUGUGAAAUAAUGCUGUUGGGUUUUGAAGGUUUUCCAUCUUCUCCAUAGUUAAAUGAGGAAAUUUAAUUUUCUGCAGAUUUCCUUUGAUCUUAUUUUUUGCUGAACUGUCAGAAGUGUAAAAGUUGUAGGAAUCACAAAAGAUAUUGGCAACUGUUACUAUUUUCAGUUACACCUUUAACUGUGUAGCUAUGCUAUUUAUGUUUUUCUUAAUUGUAGGACUAAUAAUUUAUCAGGUAUGUUUCCUUUCACAACUGCAGAGCAAUUAAGUAUUUUCAGUCGUUUCCUGGUUGCCUCAAGUCUUUUGUGAACAGGUUGCGUUAUGUAGUUGCUCCCAAUUUUUAAUUUUGACUUAUAAGCACUAUAGUUCUCUUUUUAAAAAUAAAUAAAAAAUAAAUGAGGACUUUUGAAUAAAUAUACCGUAUUUUUCACCCUAUAAGAUGCACUUUUCCCCCUCCAAAAAUGAAGGGGAAAUCUGUGUGCGUCCUAUGGGGCGAAUACAGGCUUUCGCUGAAGCUUGGAGAGCGAGAGGGGUCGGGGCGCACCGACCCUCUCGCCUCUCAGGCUUCAGGAAGCUAGUCGCAAGCCUGGGGAGCCCGCGGGAGUUCCCACAGGGCUCCCUAGGCUGCGGAUAGCAGCCUGCUGCACGGAGCGCGGGGCGUGCUGAAGCAAGAGUGCCCCGCGCUUCGGUCAGACAUCGGCCAGCUCCACAAGCUCGGGGGACAGCGGGGAGGUGCAGCGCCGCCAUCCUGCUGUUCCCCGACCUAGUUUUUGGGGGGAAAUAAAAGGGGAAAAUUUUUCCUUUAUUUCCCCCCCCAAAAAACUAGGUGCGUCCUAUGGGACGGAGCGUCCUAUGGGACGAAAAAUACGGUACUUCCAUCUAACUGUUGCCUCAUGAGCAGCGCAACCUGAUCUGCUGUUGAGCCAUUAUUUAAUUGAAAAUGCUUAUCCUGUUCAACUGUGUUAAGAAAUUUAAUCGCCACAAUAUUUGAGAUGCUUAUCUAUAUUCCGUCUAGACAUUCAGUUUUGUAUCAGUGAUGUAUUUCAAAACAAUUGUUAGCUAUCAAAUAUAUAAUUUGGAUAGUUUAGCCUAAAUGUAAAUGAAAAACUGUUAACUGUUUAGUUGUAGGGCCAGCGUUGCCACCAGACUACUAUAGUAGUUCCGAAAUACAUGGUUGUGACAAAAAAUGCACUUCUCCUCCUGCACCGGGAGGAACAGUAUGGGAUUCUGAAGAUGACAAAGAUUCAAGUCCAACGCCCAGGUUAGUGCAUUAGUGUGAAUAUAGGAAAUUGCCUUGUAUUGAACCAUGGCCAUAAAGAGCUGUAAUUUCCCAGCUUUUUGGGGCUCGAGUGAACAUUAACACAAUCAUUUAACAUAUCGCAAUCAUUGGACAGACGUACAACCAUCAUGCAAUCACGGCAUUAGAUCAGAGCUUUCCAAACUUUUUCAUGUUAGUGACACGCUUUUCAAACAUGCAUCAUUUCACAACAUAGUAAUUCAGUUUUACUAGCAAACCGGCAAUUAAACCAGUCCCUUUCCAGUCCCAGGAGGAGCGCGGGGAGCGUUCGUGUAACACACCUACACAUUGCAGCUGACACACAAACGUGUCGCAACACACAGUUUGGAAAGCUCUGUAUUAGGUGGUAACGGUGUGUCGCAACUUCUUUUUUCAACUUCUGAACCUUUGGCAGGCAAAAGCUAUGGAGGAUUUACUUGUUUUGUUUAAAACUGCGCUUCUCAAAAAAAGUUACAGAUUUCCUACAGCUUCUUCAUUGUAUGAUAGUUAAAUAAGAGAAUCUUUGGGGGCUGGUCACAAUCUAAGGCAUUAAGGCUAUAAUAAAUCAUAAAGUAAAACAAUUCAGAAUAAAACAUUACUGAAGAAAGUCAAAAGUAUAUAUUCAAAGCAACAUAAUUAACAGGAAACUAAAAUAUCAUCUUAAAGGUUUCAAAAUAAAACAUUACAAAGGAGGUCAACUACAGAAUGCACAUUUAACACAGCAAAGUAACAGAAAAAAGUUAUCUUAAACAUUUCAAAAAAAUUUACUAAAGGAAGACAAGUAUGAAAUGCAAAUUUAAAGCUAUUUAAAAUUAUCAAUAUAAUAAUAAUAUUAUUAAUAAAAAAUCAUAAACAUAUCUGAUACUGUUGAGGACCAAUCCUGCCAAUGGUGCUUCAUGGUGAGCAGUGGCUGUAGGAGCUCAGGCUUGAUGACCAGGGUCUGCACUGACAGCCAAGGUGGUCUGGUCUUUUCAGCAGCCUCAGCUUUUGUAGUUGGAGUCAGUCAGGGCCCUGCCCUGUCCUCCCAGGCCAGGUGGAAAAAGGCUUGCAAGGCAUAGAGCAGGUCUCGCAGCCAUGAUGGUCUGUUACAUAAAUGAUUUUAUUUACCAUAUUUUUCGCUGUAUAGGACGCACCCGACCAUAGGACGCCCCUUGUUUUAGAGGGGGAACAAUAAAAAAAUAUAUAUAACCCCCUCUGCUCAGCGCCCCUUCAGCGAAGCGGCAGGAGAAACGGAGCCCCUUCCAUUUCUCCUCCCGCUUUGCUGAAGGGGCACUGCGCAGCUCUCCCGGCUUUAGCAAAAGGAACCUGAAGCUCUCCCGGCUUUAGCAAAAGGAACCUGAAGUCUUUGGAGCGCAGCACGAGUUCCCGCUGCGCUCCACAGGCUUCAGGGAUAGCCUUCGAAGUGCAGCGGGAACUCACGGUGGAGCAACAGGACUUUCUCCGCAAAAAAGCUCGCGAAUGCCUCACAGCUGUGGCAUUCAUGUUGCUAUCGCUGAAGCCAAGGAGCCUGCAUUCGCUCCAUAGGACGCACACACAUUUCCCCUUCAUUUUUGGAGGGGGAAAAGUGCGUCCUAUAGAGCAAAAAAUACAGUAGUAUUAAAAUUGAAAAAACUUUUGUUUUAUUAAGGCACAGAAAAAUGUAUAUACCGAUCGAAGCAUAUAAGUUUUAAAAUUAAUACGGAUAUGCAGGACAUCAUGGAUAUGCUCACCAUUGGCAAAUGAAAUUUUUAAUCUGCUAAGAACCCCCACCGUUCUAGAGAAGGUUAAAGAGAGUCUCAGAGAGGCAUUGAAAGCAGUCAGAUCUUGUUCCUUUCCCAGUCAUUUCCAGACUCCCCUCAGCUAGGGUGGUGGGUGGCAAUUUGCCUUUGCAUUUAUGCUGGACUGCCAAAGUUUGUUGAAUUCAUGCACACUGAUGUAAAAGGUAAAGGACCCCUGGACGAUUAAGUCCAGUCAAAGGUGACUAUGGGGUACGGCGCUCAUCGCGCUUUAAAGCUGAGGGAGCCGGCGUUUGUCCACAGACAGCUUCCAGGUCAUGUGGCCAGCAUGACUAAACUGCUUCUGGCGCAAUGGGACACUGUGACAUAAAUCAGAGCGCAUGGAAACGCUGUUUACCUUCCCGUCGUAGAUAUACCUAUUUAUCUACUUGCACUGGCAUGCUUUCGAACUGCUAGGUUGGCAGGAGCUGUGACAGAGCAACAGGAGCUCACCCUGUUGCACAGUUUCAAACCGCCAACCUUCCAAUCAGCAAGCCCAAGAGGCUCAGUGGUUUGGACCACAUACUUUUACACUGAUGUAACUCUGCUGUUCACUUGGGAGUAUGGCUUACUAUAUAGGCGAGCCAUUUAUAUUAUCAAAGUUGCUCUGAACUAAUAGCUUUCCAGUGCUGUUACCAUGGACACAGAGGACACAUACAGGAUAUGAGAUGCAGUUCUUGAAAUAAUUUCAGGCUUUUCUUUUCAAAGUGUAGGUAAUUACUGUUCACAUUUUAGUAAAUUAAGUGCUUUCAUUAUAUUUGCAGAAAACACAGACGCUAUCAGGAAGAUGACGAUGAUGGAUUCUUUGGACCCGCUCUUCCUCCUGGCUUUAAAAAACCAGAUGAAUCCCCAGAAAGGUAAAUAUCCCCCCAAGAAUCCACAGUGCCUGAAAGACAGUUUGCUCUUCCUGUUCAGAAUCAGACUUUAGUGAGUUAGCAGAACGCUUUAUGACCUCUGUGUUUCUGUAUGUAAAACAACAACAACACCCCAAUCAGCAACUAAAGUGCUGAAAACAGACUUGAGAUUGGUUACUCCAGGAAAUGGCUUGUCAGGAAACAGACUUGCCAUUGGAAAGGUCUUCAAAGGUAAUCUCAUCCAACUUGGUGAUGCAGAAAUUUCAUGGCUGCACCCUCCCUGACAGGUGGCCGUCCAGCGUCCUCUUUCAAACUUUCUGCAAAGAAGGGACCACCACCUUUGAAAGUAGUUUGUUCCAUUGUUGAAUAUCUUGUGCUAUCGGGAAGUUUUUCCUAUGGUUUACUUGAAAUCCCCCCCUCUUUAACAAUUUGAACCCAUUGGUUUGAGUCCUGCUCUCUGGAACAACAGGGUCCAAAUUACUCUCAAGUUACUCUCAUCAUUCUAGCCUUUCAAAUAUUUAUAGAUUGCUAUCAGAAUUGCAGAGAAUAGUUGUGUCAAAUGGAUAGGAGGAAUUUGGAAUCGUAAAGACUCUGAGUGAGUAGCGCUUGCCACCACAAGCUCUUUGUUGAUAACGCCAAAAUCAGAAGAGAAAAUGUUUUUAGGACCAUUAUUAAGUGUACUUUGUACAUUGUAGCAACUUUCAUUAUUUCUCUGCUUUGGAAUAUGACUUUAAAUUAAAAUGUAAAAUGAUUUUUUCCCUCUUCACGAGGCCUGUUAUAGGUCCUGCCUUACCACCUGGCUUUAAGAAACCAUCAGAAGCUGCUGAAGAAAACAUAUAUUAUGCAACCCAGGUGUGUAGAAACAAUAAUCCUGAAACAACAGAUCCUGCUUUUUAUUUGUGGAGUAUGUUUGGAACAAUGCACACACAGACACACACACACACACACACACACACACACGCAUAUACGUACACACUCAAAACCUAACCCCCAUUUAUUCAUCUGACAAGGUUACAUAUAUGUUAACUCUGUAACACUUUGAUUUGCAAAUGCCUUGCUUGUUGAGUAAAGUUAUAUACACAAAAUUUGAAACACAAAGGAGCAGGUAAAAUAGAAGUUUCACAAGCUUUAAGAUGCCACAGGUUCUUCAUUCUCUUAAAUGUAAAAUUUCCUGGAAACGAAAAUAUGUGGCAGAUGAAAAUAUUUUUCGCUCUAUAAGACGCACCAGACCACAAGACGCACCUAGUUUUUGGAGGAGGAAAACAAGGGGGAAAAAAUUCUGAAUCUCAGAAGCCAGAACAGCAAGAGGGAUCGCUGUGCAGUGAAAGCAGCAAUCCCUCUUGCUGUUCUGGCUUCUGGGAUAGCUGCGCAGCCUGCAUUCGCUCCAUAAGACACACACACAUUUCCCCUUACUUUUUAGGAGGGAAAAAGUGAGUCUUAUGGAGCAAAAAAUACGGUAUAUGGUAAGAAAGAUAGUUGUCUCUAGUUCCAUUCAGAUUAUAUCAUGGCUUUAUAAAGAAGAAAAUGGAUGUUAUUCCUUUCCCUUACUUACUUUGCAGCACAGACUGCAAUAGAGCACUGCUCCCCCCUGAGCCCAGCUCAUGACUGGUGUGUGCUUUUCCUUCCCACCCAAGUAAAGGAUGAAGAUCAGGAACUCUGAGACCAACACACCCUGUGUUACCCAGAGUGCAAAGGCAGCUUACGCUCCCCAAAUCCCUCCCAGAUCUCAGAAGAACAUGUCAAUCUCUUACCACUCAGAACCUAAACUUUCAGUAGCAAGAACUCCAAGAACUGUCUAGGCACAUGGAAAUUCUGGAAUCCCGAGGUUGGCAAGUGCGCGCACACACACCUGUGGUCAAAUUAUGAAACCAUAUUAGAAAUAAAAGUUAGGGGGAAAGCAGGCAAAGGUAAGGUAAAGGUAAAGGGACCCCUGACCAUUAGGUCCAGUCGUGACCGACUCUGGGGUUGCGGCGCUCAUCUCGCUUUAUUGGCUAAGGGAGCCGGCAUUUGUCCGCAGACAGCUUCUGGGUCAUGUGGCCAGCAUGACUAAGCUGCUUCUGGCGAACCAGAGCUGCGCACGGAAACGCCGUUUACCUUCCCGCUGGAGCGGUACCUAUUUAUCUACUUGCACUUUGACGUGCUUUUGAACUACUAGGUUGGCAGGAGCUGGGACCGAGCGACGGGAGCUCACCCCAUUGCGGGGAUUUGAACCUCCGACCUUCUGAUCGGCAAGUCCUAGGCUCUGUGGUUUAACCCACAGCGCCCAAAAGGUUAAAACAAAAUACAAAAUAAACCAGAGCACUGUGGCUCUAAAACUGGCUAAUCUUCGCCUUUCCACUGCAAUGUAAUACUUCUAGUCUAUGAGUAGGCAGUGAGAAUGUUCAGCUUCCCAGUGGUAUGCAAGACCCAGUGUGGAUUCUGAUGCAAGAGCAACUUAGCUAUUUAAAGCCUCUCCCCUGUCUUUUGAGGGAGCGACCCCACACACUUUCUGACUGAUGAGGAGCUGUGGUGGCAUAGGUAGACAUCUUAAGCACCCUUCUUUCAUUCAAGAAACCUAGAGGAAGAUACGUCACAGCAUGACUUAGAGGAAUGGUGGGGGCAAGAGAUUCUUGCUUCACACCUUGGUUGUCAGAACGCUACAUACAGGCAGAGCAAUAUCAGCCUGGAGAAGAACCGUGUUUGGGGUUUUGCUAUGGGUAGCUGUACUUCAAGAAAGAUCUGUGGAGUUUGUAAACUUGGAUAACUUUUAAAGAGUGUGUGUGCAAUUCUGUUUGGUAGGUUUUAAAGCGAGAUGAGCGCCGCAACCCCAGAGUCGGUCACGACUGGACCUAAUGGUCAGGGGUCCCUUUACCUUUACCUACCUACCUACCUAUCUAUUUAUUUAUUUAUUUAUUUAUUUAUUUCACCUCACCCGUCUGGCUGGGCCUCCCCUGCCACUCUGGGCAGCUUCCAACAGAAUAUUAAAAACACAAUAAAACAUCACACAUAAAACACUUCCCUAAACAGGGCUGCCUUCAGAUAUCUCCUAAAAGUCAGAUAGUUGUUUAUUUCCUUGACAUCUGACGGGAGGGCAUUCCACAGGGCGGGCGCCACCACCAAGAAGGCCCUCUGCCUGGUUCCCUGUAACCUCACUUCUCGGAGUGAGGGAAGCGCCAGAAGGCCCUCGGCGCUGGACCUCAGUGUAUAAAACUAUACUUAAAUUUACCACUCUACAACAUCUUCAAAGUAAUACACAGUGAAAUAAUGAAAUAUAAAACUGUUUAAGAAAAUAAAUAGCAAGAUUCAAACACCCUGUUCUGAAAGGAUUGGUGUUUCUGCUGAGUAGUGCUCUGUGACCCUGGAGGGUAGCAAGAAGGAAGUGUGUCUUUAACCUGCCCUGUGGAAAAACCAUUGCAAUGCUUUGAGACAAGGAUUUUGCUCCUACACAGUGGGUCACUAAGCUCUAGUGAUGUUACAGAUUCCACUAACCCGGAAGUAGUACCUCGGGUUAAGAACUUUGCUUCAGGAUGAGAACAGAAAUCGCACGGCAGUGGCACGGCAGCAGCGGGAGACCCCAUUAGCUAAAGUGGUACCUCAGGUUAAGAACAGUUUCAGGUUAAGAAUGGACCUCCAGAAAAAAGUAAGUUCUUAACCCGAGGUACCACUGUAAAAGAGCUCAGCAACUUGAACCCUAAAAAAAACUCCACAACUUUGGUGUAAAAUUGUAAAAAAAGCUCAACAACCUCCGUUGGCGCACACACAUGUUCACUUAUUCAAAUCUCGCCCUCUUUGAAAAAAGGUUGGGCACCCCUGCUGUAGGCCCAGAGAUGACUGGGGAGUCAGGAGAAGCAUAGCUUCAAAUGUUUAAAGAUGAAAUUUCUGUUCCUUACGAUUGCAGAAAGGAAACUAUGUCUUCUCCAGAAUUCAAAGCAGAUAUUGUGUUUUCCACAGCAGCUGCCUAAAAUUCCCUCAUACCUUGUAAACAGGUUUGUCUGCUGGUAUAUUCUUUAUUCCUUUCACUUGUGCAACACUUUUCAUUAAAAUAAUAAUAACGAAGAAGAUUUAGCUAAAACCCAUACAUUUGGUUUUUAAACAAAUACGCAAAUUGAGCUACUUAGAGUAAUUCAUCAUUUUGCCACAUCUUGGUUUCUGGUAAAGAGUGUUACAUUGGCCUUAGGCAAAAUACAUGGUAAGUGAGAGAUGUAAGGAAUGUAUUAAGUAGACGAACAAGAUACAAAAUAAGUAUGUUUAUUUUGAGAAAUACAGGGUUGAUGGAAUUCAUUUGUAUUUCAUGUUGUAAUAAAGACUACGGAUAGCAGCGAAGAGGAGGAAGACAUGAUUGGCCCAAUGCCUGCCAAAGGACCAGUAGAAUCCAACACAACUAGAGAGAUUGAAUGUCGAGCUCAGAGAAUGAAAGAUAAACUUCUCGGUAAAGAUGUGAGUUUAAUUCCUGAUUGUUUUAUUUUUAAGCCUUGUCAGCUUUAGGCGUGCUUCUAAUUUUGUUGGUCUACUGUUUAAAGGAUGGACCCAAACAAGCUAAAAGAGAAUCUUGGAUGACGGAUCUACCACCAGAACUCAAAAGCUUUGGACUCGGUCCACGGACAUUCAAAAGAAGAGCUGAUGAGAAAUCGGGAGAUAGAUCCAUUUGGACUGAUACCCCGGCCGACAAAGAAAAGAAAGCCCAGGUAAGCCUUUGUUUGCCCACAUGUCCUCCUAUAUACACACCACUCUGGUGUACACAUGGGACUCUUUGCUUGUGUGAGGGCAUCUUUAGUCACAAAGAGACAGCUGUGCAGUUGGAGGAGCUGCAUGUGCAUAUUGCUUUGGAACCAUUCUGCUUCGUAAAGCAGAACAUUUAAUUAGGCUCAGGGCCUCGGAUGCUGGUCUUGCCAGCAUUGCCGAGGUAGCAGCUGCUAUUAGCAGUGCAGUUUCAGUACAGGGGGAAGCCAAGCAAGGGGCUUUUGAGGGACAGGAAAGGCGGCUGGGUUGCAGUAGAAGGAUUUUGUCUUGCUUUUAGACACAUCCAGUUUUGCCCCUGCGAAAGGCUGAGCUGGAUGAAUCCCUAGCCGGAAUUAAGAUUGCUGGAAGAAAUAUCAACAACCUCAGAUAGGCAGAUGACACAACCUUGAUGGCAGAAAGUGAGGAGGAAUUAAGGAACCCUUUAUUGAGGGUGAAAGAGGAGAGCACAAAAUAUGGUCUGAAGCUCAACAUCAAAAAACGAAGAUCAUGGCCACUGGUCCCAUCACCUCCUGGCAAAUAGAAGUGGAAGAAAUGGAGAUGUUGGGAAAGGUGGGAGGGCACAAGGAGAAGGGGAUGGCAGAGGACGAGAUGGUUGGAUAAUGUUCUCGAAGCUACCAGCAUGAGUUUGACCAAACUGCAGGAGGCAGUGGAAGACAGAAGUGCCUGGUGUGCUCUGGUCCAGGGGGUCACGAAGAGUCGGACACGACUAAACGACUAAACAACAACAAGUUUUGCCCUGCUUGCCUUACCCACGGUACCACGGUAGCUGUUGUGAAAUAAGUCCUCGGCUUGGGUCGCAUUUGCUACGAGAUGCAACUGUAACAUGGCUGCUCUCACAGAACAUGCCCCCAAGAGUCCUGUGCUUUGUUCUCAGUGCUAUGUGGGGAGUCCAAUGUGGUGUGUCCACUCUGCUUCUUUGCCAGCCUGACCAGAUGUAAACAAAGUUGGUCUGGAAGCGGCACGGAACAGUAGCAGCCGGGUGUCUUGACAUUGCCACACUCCUAGCUGUUCUUUAAGCUACAGAGGCUGGAGAGAGCGGAAUGGAGGAAUGGAGGAAAGGAGGAGGGACAGAGGCUGAACAUGAGUCAUUUGUCUGGGCUAAAUAAGCCCAGUGGUGAGCCAGAAACCCGGCAGCCUUUCCAGGAUUGCAGAAGGAGCGAGGAGGAUUGAUGGACUAGGGAGAAUUGCAGUGUGAGCAUUUGCACUCUAGAUGACACUCCAGUAUAGUAUUACGUGAAAGGGUGUGGGGUAAACAAGCGUAACAGAAAAAGCAACAUCAGAGAUAAGAAAAAUGCCAGCGGCCCUAUGAUGAGCAAGGCUUCUUGCCUCCUGAAGUAUGAAUAGAAAAUGGAACCUUGGCACCCCCUUAUUCUGAAACGAGAGAGCUGGGGCUUGCAGCAGUCUGAGAGUUUUAAAUGGGAGAAGUAUCCCAACCUGUUAAUCUAGAUUGGGUGCUCUGCACUUAUACAGUGAACAUGCCUGAAAAGCACGGCUGGUAAUUUCCUUGCAUUAAGAAGCAGAUUUGUGCUCCAGACAGAUCGAUUUAAGUAUAGAUUGCCUUUGGUGCCUGCUAACCCGUUGUUUAUUUGUCAGGAAGCGCCAGAUGCGAAAAAGUCCAUCAGGAAGGAUGAUGCAGAAGUUCUCCUGUCCGAGAAAGACAAAAGACUGGUUGAGCAGUUGUCUUCAUACAAUGUAUGUAUCAUUUCACGUUUCCCCUCUUCCUUUUUUUCUUUAGGGACGUUUCUUUCAAUGGGAAUAUAUCUAAUACAACUUUGAUUAUGAGGUGGCAUAGAAAUGCCAUUUAUAAAUAGGUAGAGAAGGACCCUCAAUGAUCUUUUAUCCUUGUGUGGCCCUUAGAGGUUUGUUAGAAAUCCUUAUCAAACAGCUUGUAAAAAUACAACUUCUUUAAAGGGUGAUCUUGAAAUUGGAAUGGAAGAAAUGGCAAAGGAAGGAUUAACCUGACGUUCAUUUGGAUUCUUGGUACUUAUUUCCUUUGGUUCUACUUUUAAAAAUUUAUAAGUGCAAUGGUGUCCUAUACAUGUCUACUCAGGAGUAAGCCUCAGUUCACAGGGACAUCCUCCUAGGUGAGCGAGUGUAGGAUUGCAGCCCUUUGUUAAAAGGUCUCCAUUCUUAUCUCUACUUUUCUUCAGCCUGAAUAAUUAUUGUAAUCGUUUCCAGCUGAGUUGUUUUUUCUUCUUCUUAUCAAGGACUCCCAGAGAUCUGAAUCUCUUAUGGAUUUGCAUCAGAAAAAACUGAAGAGCAAAGCUGCUGAGGAGAAGAAGCCCCAGGAGAGGCGACCAUUUGACCGUGACCAAGAUCUCCAGGUCCAUCGCUUUGAUGAAGCGCAAAAGAGAGCUCUCCUAAAGAAAUCUAGAGACUUGGGCACUAGGUUUUCCCAUGGCAAAUGCAAUAUGUUUCUGUAA
Messenger RNA from Podarcis lilfordi (Lilford's wall lizard), 12060 nucleotides. The record is from the annotation of a GenBank genome assembly. NCBI's taxonomy places the organism in Eukaryota, Metazoa, Chordata, Lepidosauria, Squamata, Lacertidae.